AUGACUGCACGCGCACUGCACUACGUUUUCAAGAUUGGCGAUCGCCAGAAAUCCUACGAUUUCUUCGUGAAGACGCUUGGAAUGAAGAUUCUGCGCCAUGAAGAAUUCCAGGAGGGCUGCGCCGCCGAGUGCAACGGACCUUACAACGGACUCUGGAGCAAGACGAUGGUCGGAUAUGGAGCUGAGAGCAGCCACUUCGUGCUCGAGCUCACCUACAAUUACACAAUUGGUGGCUAUAAACUGGGAAACGACUACGAGUCGAUCACCAUUUCGGGCGGCAAUAUCUACGAUGAGAUUACGAAGAAGAAUGUCGACAAGACAGUUUCGGGAAAUCUGCAUCUCCAAGAUCCGGAUGGUCACCUGUUCAUCAUCGCCCCGGGUGAUGGUAGACUAGACAUUCAAAAGGUGGCUGUGAGAGUCAAGGACUUGGAGAACAGCCUUGAUUACUGGAACAACCACCUAAAGAUGCCAGUCGUCGAGCAGACAGAAAAUCAUGCCACCCUCGCCUACGAAAAGGACCAGGCUGCAUGGCAGCUAAUCAAAACAGGCGCAACGAUUGACAGAGGCAGUGCGUAUGGCCGGAUUGCGUUCGCGUAUCCGGGAAAAGAGCUCAAAGAUCUCGAGAAGCGCAUCGAGGGCGCCGGUUUUAAGGUGUUGAAGCCGUUUGUGACGCUGGAAACUCCAGGAAAAGCUGAUGUUCAAGUUGUUAUCCUUGCAGAUCCGGUGGACCCGGGCGCCGAUGCUGCUCUCCAGAAGGCGAUGGCCAAGGACAACAGCAACGACUGGUUCAAGGAUGGCGGCAAGAAGACGGCC
This is a messenger RNA of Mesorhabditis spiculigera, 813 nucleotides long. The record is from the annotation of a GenBank genome assembly. NCBI's taxonomy places the organism in Eukaryota, Metazoa, Nematoda, Chromadorea, Rhabditida, Rhabditidae.